AUGGCUCGCUGUGCACCGCUGCAAGUAACAUCGCCCGUGCGAAUUUUGUCGCAUGUGCGAAUCACACCGCCUCUCGUAGUAACGAUUGCGCUGCUCGCUGCCUUUCUUCCGAGUCGCGGCGCCCUCGCUGCCACUGAUCCUGCUCACGUGGCCGCUCUUAAGACCUUCGCUGCGCUAGGCAACCCCAGCAGCCCCCCUUUCAACGCGUGGACUGGGGACGACCCGUGUGGGCCAGACGCGGGGAGCGCAUGGGCUGGCAUCACAUGCGACACUGGCAGCCCGUACAGUACAGUGGCUGAGAUUGACAUUCAGGACGCCAGCCUAUCAGGAGACUUGCCGCCUUCCAUUUUCGACCUCACAUCACUUCGCUUGCU
This is a messenger RNA of Closterium sp. Yama58-4, 374 nucleotides long. The record is from the annotation of a GenBank genome assembly. NCBI's taxonomy places the organism in Eukaryota, Viridiplantae, Streptophyta, Zygnematophyceae, Desmidiales, Closteriaceae.